CAUUUAUUGGCUGCAAAAACAACAACAUGGCGACGGCCGUAAUCCUAGAUGACGAGACCGCUGAACUCGAGUCCAAACUAACAGGUGACGUCACAAUCACUAGGUCCAUUUCAUAUAAAAAUGCAUUUAUUUUGAAGCACACACAGAAAGUGACAAUGAUGAUUGAGAUUCAUCAGUACCUUUACGCAUCAAAAGCAAAAUAUACAAUGAAAACAUACGUGGCGAAUAAAUGAUGCCAUGAGACUAAAAACAACAGAUCCGUUUGCAGCUUUCCUCACAUAAAUACAUGAAACAAACAACAAAAAUAGAUAUACAACAUUACAUUUGGAUUGAAACUGGGCCGAUGUGUUCGCUGGAAUAUCAAAAAGAAGCAACAAAUCUGCACUGAGCUGCAGAGCUGUGUUGCAUCUCAUUGGGUUCAUCAGCACGUGCAGGAUGAGUCAAUGGGUGGUUUUAGGAAGCUUGUUUUUCUGAUUCAGACAGACAACGAGCUUCUCCCACAGUUCCAACCUUUAUCCAUUUAGCUUGCUUUCCUGCUACUGGCCACAGAGGAAGAGAAGACUACCCGGAAAGAGAGAUUACCUGAGUAAUGAAAAACAACUCUGAGGAAAAUCCUCCUUCCUCCUUCACUGUGAUUUCUCUCUCCAGCUUCAACCACACCUUUUCCAAAUAGCAAUCCACAGGACAGAGAGAAUGGAGAUGGAACGUCUAUCGUAGAAGCAUACUGUAUGUCUAUUUUGAUGAUGACACAGAUGACACAUUUUACUUCUGCCUUGAUUCCAUUCUCACUAGAGGAAAACCACAAUAUACAAAAAUAGUUUUGGCUCUUCAAAACCAUCAAAGACACAAAGGGAAGAGAAGCAGUACAGCAGUGGGGUUAUGGUCUGCUUCAGCAGAAGCUUUGACAGGUAGGUGUUUCCAGAGACACUUCUUUUCACUUCCAAUUUGGAAUAAACAAGAAUGUAAGAGUGAAUGAGCAUAUUUGAAGGUCAUUGAACACAACUCGGUAGAACAUGAUGAUGACUCUCAAGAGCUUCAUUAUUUACAGCUGUAAUCAAUGUAUCCAAAGCUUGGAGACUUAAGUUUGAAUAUUCACAUUUCUCUAAUUAUAACAAUUUAUUUCAACAGUUCCACUAUUUAUGUUGAUCUUAUAAAUAGUUGUGUUUGAGGCCACUGUUUUUGUUACUUCUUUGUUAGAGGGGUUGCCUAAUUAACAAUGAAAAGCACAAUUAGUACCUUGUUUGGACUCCACAUUCCUGUAUUAAUCCUGGAUUAAACACACCGGAUUAAAGGCACGUUUGGAAAAACAAAUGGGAAGCCAAAUCUUCAGGAUCAGAAAUCUUUGGAUCUGCUUUGACGUCGAAAGUAUUACGAUGAGAUCAGAAUUUAAUCCAAUUCAACCAUUAUAAUCCUAUGCAUGCACUUGGGUGUCAUAUUACUUGCCCUCCAGCUUCAGCCCUUCUCCUCACACUUAGGCUGCUUCUGUGUGCUCGUGAAAUAUUUGCUCUCCAAAUUCUCCUCUGCUCUUGGAAUUUUUCUUUUUGUGCAAUAACCUUGUCAAAAUAGACCGUAUGUCUAUGCCCACUUUUAUUAUUUUGAAAGGUGAGUUUAGCUAAGCCAGAGAUUCCAUGCUUUUCUUUUUCUGGGCAUCAACCUCACUUUACAUCCUGUGGAGAGUUGAUGGUUACGCAUGGUGCAGACCUCUGCAUAGAAUAUAAUAAGUGUAUGUAGAUUGCGGGUUGUAUAUUCCAUCACACAAUGCAGAAGUGGUCAUCUACUCAGAGCACCUUUCUGGUUUGGACUUCAUAAUCUUUAGAAAAACUCUGGUUUAAUUUCGAGAUGAGGAUGUUGUGGAGGCCCAAAGAAUGUGCCUAUUCCAUAUUGAUUCUAAAUUCUCCGCCGUGCCUCCUGUACAAAGAAUAUUUUCCACCGUUUUUGCAAACAGGCAGAGAGCAUGGCGGGGUUUGGUAUCGAUCUUGCACGGGGAAAGACUACUUGUUUUAAUACUGCAGACCCUGGGGCCUCCAGGGACAACGGUUGCUCGUCCCUGAUCUAGUGUUGAAAUGCUAGACAGCACUGGGAGUCUGAGAUGUCGCUCCUAUGAGGACUGCUGUGGGACUCGCUGCUGUGUGAGAGCCCUGUCCAUCCAGAGACUAUGGUACUUCUGGGUGCUGCUGAUGAUGGGAGUGCUGUUCUGCUGCGGUGCCGGUUUCUUUGUCCGCAGGAGGAUGUAUCCGUCCCCUCUGAGAGACGAGCAAGCCUUCAACGUCUCCUUCACCAGACACCCUGCCACCUCACCAGUUUCCCAGCAGCCGGGGAGUAUGCAGGGCUUUGGGGUCAACGGGAUGACAGGUGGCGACCCGGGGGUCACCAUCACACACCCGGCAUACCCGCCACAGCCUGGCUGUGCCCAUAUGAUGAUGGGCCCCUACCCUCCACCUCCAUCCUACUGCAACCACCCGCCUCCGUCCUACGAACAAAUAUUUCAAAACAGCGACAAGAAGUAACUUCUGCAAGGUACUAAGGAGAUGGAACUUGACAAGUGGAGUAAAAAAGGGAAGGAGGGAGAGGAAGUUCAGAUUGAGAUGAGGGAGAGAAAAGCCUGCCAAUUGAUUUCAACUCAAGACUUGGAAAACACACACAAUCUCUUGUCCUGGUGAAAAAGACCAAACGAGGCACAGUAACCAGAAUCUGCACACACACACACACACACACACACACACACACACACACACACACACACACACACUUUAAUUGAUUAAUUUAUGUGGAUCUAUCUGUACAGUGAUGGUUGGGCUUAAAGACGGGCGAGGAUGCACUGUUCAGGUUUUGGAUGCACCUUCUGCCACCUGUUCUUUCUCCACCCUCCCAAUGCAACUGACAGCUAGAACUGUACACAAGUGAACGGAAACCCAUCAUAUAUUAAAAUGCUGUUUUGGGAACCGUUUAGAAAUACUUUCAACUGAACAGCUGAAAAAUGCUACACGUUAUUAUAAAAAUACAUCUCUGUACAAACUGUCCAUUU
Cyclopterus lumpus (lumpfish) is the source of this 3025-nucleotide messenger RNA. RefSeq names its product VOPP1 WW domain binding protein (gene vopp1b). The transcript is spliced from 4 exons. The record is from RefSeq and is a predicted model, not a curated record. Bases 2064 to 2507 code for a protein of 147 amino acids. NCBI's taxonomy places the organism in Eukaryota, Metazoa, Chordata, Actinopteri, Perciformes, Cyclopteridae. Gene Ontology annotation, cellular component: cytoplasmic vesicle membrane.